AUGAAAGACUUUCAGAUCCUAGUAUUUACCGGCGACAAUGUGGAAUUAUUCAGUCGUGUAGCCGGUGCUCUAACUUCCAUGAUUUUACCCGAUACAUAUACCGUUUUUCAUUUGUCCUAUGAAGCGCUCUGUACACAGCCAUGGAUUGGCCGAGAUGUUGCAUGCUUGAUAAUUGCUGAUACAGCUCAUCUGGAUGAUAAAUGCUGGAAUCGACUGCAGCACUAUUUCAAUAAUGUAGUUUCUUUGAAAUUCUAUGAAAUUAAAACUGCGAAAUGA
Messenger RNA from Gongylonema pulchrum, 276 nucleotides. NCBI's taxonomy places the organism in Eukaryota, Metazoa, Nematoda, Chromadorea, Rhabditida, Gongylonematidae. The record is from the annotation of a GenBank genome assembly.